This is a messenger RNA of Fusarium poae, 2592 nucleotides long. RefSeq lists its product as uncharacterized. The transcript has a single exon. The coding region runs from base 1 to 2592 and encodes 863 amino acids. The record is from RefSeq and is a predicted model, not a curated record. NCBI's taxonomy places the organism in Eukaryota, Fungi, Ascomycota, Sordariomycetes, Hypocreales, Nectriaceae.
AUGCCUGUCAUUCUCGCGCAAAUUCUCACCAGCUGCAAGAAACAAACCGAACCAAAAUUCCUUCUUACUUGUACCGCCACUCAGGUAACCGAUCGUAAAAUAAUGAACCCCUUCACUCUCUACCAGGAUGACGGAUCAUCUGACCCCCAGUACAGAGCAACCGUUGAGAGUGUCAAAGCGUCCAUUGCUCGGCCGCCAUGCGAGUGUGUCGACUGCCAGAACGGAUUCUACACUGUCAAGGAACAAUAUAGCCCGGGCUUGUCCUACCGUCGCAGGCUUUCUGAUAAAGAAGCGGAGCGCACUGUGCUCUCGGCCGUGGAGGAUAUCCAUCGUCGGCAAGUUUCACUUGCAAAACGUAUCGAUGUCUUUGGCGAUGUCUUGCUGCGUCGGUGGAAAAAGCGAAGCCAAGCAAAGCGAGAGGCCCUGUUGAAGGAAGCAACUCCGGAGCUCGAGGAGGGCCAGCGGCUCCUUCCGCGGUAUACUUACCUGCGCGAAAGGCUUUACAUACACGCGAGAAGCCCAACUCGGAGACGUCAACUCCUGUUGCCAUGGCUGAACGUGCAAGUCAUAAAGACCAACCCUGCAGUCCUUUUUGCUCUGCUUCACUAUAGGACCGCCUAUUCUCCCCAGCACUGGGCGGCGUUCGACAGUAGGCAGCUCACUCUCGGCUGGGCAGCUGGAUUCUUUGACGUCGACUUCUCGGCCAAAUGUGUUGUCAUGUAUGGAGAUCAAUAUGGAUCACUGGUCGACUGGGAAGAAAAGGCCGCCCAUCGAGCUGAUACUCUUGGAUUUCCUAGGGCCAUGCUUGUUCUUGAAGCGCAGGCGUACCUUAUGGAGGUUCUCUGCAGCAUAGUGGAAAGGAUCCUCGACGGCGUAGACCCUUCACAACCCCCUCGGGUUGAGAAGUGGCGAGGCCUUGUCAGCCACGAAGCCUUUCGAGAGACGGGUGUGGUAGAGUUCUGGUCUCCCUACACGAACCAAGCCUUCUCACAACCGCCAGAAUUCGACAGCAACUACCUGCUCACGCUCGCCAAGACUCGACUGGAUGAAACGGGAGAUCAUCUCUGGUACCUGCAGUGCGAUGCUGCAUACAUGAGGAGACAUCUGAAGAUCAUGUUCGCAACUGAGAUCUUCAAGAAAGCCUCGGAACCCCAUAAAGCUGUGCUACUUGCCCAGCGCAUUCGAACUGAGAUCCUGAAUUACUAUUGGUGGCGAUGGAUUGAAAUGGAGUGCAGGCAUGUGGACGCGGAGCGCAAGAGAUUCCGCGACAACAUAUAUCCCGGUGCACCUUUGCCGAUCCGUUACGACAAAGCCCUCGGUGCCCUUGAGCUUCUCCUUGUUAACCAGGUCAUAUACAGGGCAAGUCGCCUGAAGGAACUACUACCGUUUGUUCCGGGCCUCCAGAAACACUGGAAUCUCGAGCCUGAAGCGAACUUGCCCAAUACAAUUGGGUUCCUGAAACGAGAGGCGUCUGCAAACACACAGGAGGCGCUCACCGAGGACCCCGUCGACUGGUGUCUAGUUCAGUUGCAAGCAAAGCCUGACGACCAAAGGGCCUUUGAUCAUGCGAUGCUCUUCGCAAUGCUGCAGGAUCAUCUGUCCAGAAACCCAUCCGAGAGAAAAAGGCUUGACGAAAUCAUAUACCAGACACUCUCGGACCUCUCAACCUGCCAUGAAAUGCUUCUGGCCGUCCGUUCCCACAGGCCACAGAAUGCAGCAAGAACAGUGCAGGAAGUCAGAGCCACAGAAGACAGGGAGUCUUGGAAGCGGCGACGUUCCGAAAGCUACAAAGAGGACCUUGGCCUUCUUCAAGACAUCGGGACGUCACUUAUUAGGGACCUCUACCUUGCAAAACCACCAACAGGUCCGAGAAAUGCUGAUUGGCUUGCGCGGUCUCAGGUGCUCCGCACUGCCCUCGAGAAAUUCUGGGAAUCGAUUAGAGGAACCGUCAGAGAGGAAUUUCGCAGUUCUGCUUUCAGUCCAGCAGAGAUCGACAGUCUUCUUGAAGUCGUUUCGGCGAAUCUAAAUGCAGAGUAUCUGCAACAGGAACAACGGGCAGAGGCUGAGAUCCUCACCGCUAUCCGUAGAGUAGAUGAGCCACAGGCCGUUGCCGGUAUCUUCUACGAGGCUGAAUCCAGGCCCGUGUCGUCUACGAUAGCCACACACCGAGAAAAGGCUAAAACACGGGGAGGGCAAGGGCCUUCUGCCGGUGAUAUUAUAGAUCUACAGGACAAUGCUCCAAGUGCUCACGGAGAACCCACCGAGUUCACCAAAGGCACCGCCAUUGAAGUUACGAGGCAAUCGUUGGGGGUCUUUCAACUCAUGUUCCCCGACAAAGAUAACGUUGUCAAAGACGUGUUGUGGGAUCGAUUUGUUCACGCCAUGAUUGAUGCGGGAUUUACUGCAACGAACAACAGCGGCUCGGCAGUGGCGUUUAAGCAGUUGUCCGGGGAGGGAGGCAUGAUCGUCUUCCAUAAGCCACAUCCUGUUGACAAGAUCGAUCCAGUUCUGUUACGGAUCAUGGGCAAGAGAAUGACAAGGUGGUUUGGGUGGAGGCGAGAGCUUUUUGUUUUGCGCGACGAGACCAUCUGA